AUGGCAUAUCGAACUGGGCGAGGACGUAUCAUAGUGAGAGGGCAGACUGAUGUUGAACUGCUUGAUUCCAAAACGAAGCGUACAGCGAUCAUCAUAAAAGAGAUCCCAUAUCAGACGAACAAAGCCUCUCUUGUUGAGAAAAUUGCUGAUCUUGUUGAAAAUAAGGAAGCAAUGCCUUGCAUUUUUGUCUCCAUCACUGGUAUUGGUGCAUCAUAUAAGUUUAAAGAAGGGAAAAGUAUUGAGGGCCAAGGUCAGCUUAAUGCCAAAAUAAAUACAAAGCAAAAUAUGUUUAUCGUGAAGCAUUAG
Molecule: messenger RNA, 306 nt
Organism: Ilex paraguariensis (yerba mate)
Lineage: Eukaryota; Viridiplantae; Streptophyta; Magnoliopsida; Aquifoliales; Aquifoliaceae
Source: the annotation of a GenBank genome assembly